GUACAUGAAUUUCGCUAUUAUUUUAUUUUAAUCGGAAAAAACUAACUAGUAUCUGCUUCAGAUUUUUAAAAAAAUAUAUAAUCCUGUUUCACAUUAGAAUACUAAACAUUGAAAUGGUCGCAACCCAUUUUGUUUUUAUUCCGUUGUAAUUUUUCUGAUAAAUGCAUUUUUCUGGUGUCCGUAAAUUAAUUUACAAUAUAAUAAAAAAGAACGAAUCCUGACCAAGCUGUUGUUUUUUUUCCAUUCUUCUCUGGCUGGGGCAAGCUAUGUGAAUUGCUGUUUAUCGUAUGCUGUCACGCUGUGUCAUUUCCUGUUAAACUAAAAAUAAAAAAAUAAAAUACAAAAAUACUGGAACGUUAUUUAAAACAAACACCAACAUGUUGGAUGAAAAAGAAGCCAAGGACCUCUUGAAUUUUCUUAAACUGGACAUGCGGCCUGAUCUAAAAGGACAGGCUACAGAGUAUAUCCUGGGCCUCACAGGGAACAAGGACGGCUGCAAGUACCUGGGUACCAAACCUGCUUUGUUAAAGGCAGUCCUGGCCCUUACCAGGGAUCCCUCUGUGGCUGUUGUGAAAGACUGCUACCACACUCUGAUCAACCUCUCUGCAGACCCCGUGGCGCACCAAGCCCUGAUAAAGGAAGCUAAUGUACUACCACCCCUGCUUCACAACCUACUGGAUCCAGGCUAUAUAUUUGCAGACCAGAUCUGCACCAUCUUGACCAACCUGUCCCGAAACAAAGAGACAUGCAGAGAAGUGCUCAGGGCGAUCCAGGACGAAGGGGUGGGUCUAGCUCAGAUUGUAGAGGUUUUCUGUACUGAAGGGUACAAUGAAAAGGCUUCUCUGCAUUAUCUGGGGCCCCUUCUUUCCAACCUGACCCAGCUCCCAGAGGCCAGGUCCUUCAUACUGGACAAAGACAGGUGUGUGAUUCAGAGACUCCUGCCUUUUACACAGUAUGAAAGUUCAGCUGUGAAACGAGGGGGAGUAGUGGGAACGCUCAGAAACUGCUGCUUUGAUUACUCAUGCCAUGAAUGGUUGCUAAGCGAUGCAGUGGAUAUUCUUCCUUUCCUGCUGCUGCCAUUGGCAGGUCCUGAGGAGCUGUCUGAGGAAGAGAAUGAAGGGCUGCCAGUGGAUCUGCAGUACCUGCCAGAAUCACCAAAUACACAGGAAGGACCAGACAUUCGAAACAUGCUCCUAGAAACCAUGCUGCUGUUGACAUCGACGAAGGCAGGCCGUCAGAUUCUGAAGAAGAAGAAUGUCUACCCCAUCAUGAGAGAGUUCCACAAGUGGGAGAAGGAACCGGAUGUCAUGGUGUCCUGUGAGAAACUAGUGCAGGUUCUGAUUGGGGAUGAGCCAGAAACAGGAAUGGAGAAUCUGAUGGAAGUUAACAUUCCAGAGGAUGUGGAGAAAAAGUUCCAGGCUCUGGAUGUAGAGGAGCAGAAACAGAUUGAAAAAGAGAGGGAGGAGCUGUUAAAGAGUGAAGCCGAAGAGAAAGCAGAGGCAGGGAGCAGUGAAGCAAAGAGGGAAUGCAGCGGUGAAGCACUGGCGCGCUGAGGACUUCAGAGGCACGUUAAAGACUAAAGCAUGCAUUAUUAGAGAUGGUUACCCCCAAAUAAUUAAGUCACUUUACCAUGUUCAACAACAAAAGUCUGAAAUUGUAGACACUUAGUCACAGAGAAACAAAGAGCUGUUGGAAACUGGUGAUGCUAUUUUUUUGUGCAUUAAAAAAACAAACAAUAAAUUAAGUAGUUUACUGACUGACCUGGAUUGUUACCUAGAUUAGCACCAAAUGGAGUUGCAAUUAGAAAAUCCAGCCUCAAAUGAAAUAUGUAUUCCAUCAAAUUAAAAAUCUAUUGUGUGCUGAAUAAAGCAUUUUUAGAAAUAUG
This is a messenger RNA of Polyodon spathula (Mississippi paddlefish), 1885 nucleotides long. RefSeq names its product HGH1 homolog (S. cerevisiae) (gene hgh1). The transcript has 8 exons. The record is from RefSeq and is a predicted model, not a curated record. Lineage: Eukaryota; Metazoa; Chordata; Actinopteri; Acipenseriformes; Polyodontidae. The coding region runs from base 378 to 1553 and encodes 391 amino acids.